Molecule: messenger RNA, 2553 nt
Organism: Moneuplotes crassus
Lineage: Eukaryota; Ciliophora; Spirotrichea; Euplotida; Euplotidae
Source: the annotation of a GenBank genome assembly
AUGGCAUUAAAGCUAGACAUACUUCUUCAUUGCAAAGAAUUCAAUAACCUCAAUCUGUUCCACCAAGGGUAUUACUACAUCCGGUAUAGGAUGUUUACUGAAACUGAGUCUACCAGAUAUUUUGCCCAACCUGGAAAAAUCCUGAGCCAAUUCAAAUCGGGUGAAACAUCUGAUAUGAAGGGAACAAUUAUUGAGAACGAAUACAAAACUAAAGAGUUUAAAAUUCUCUACAUUGGAGAGAAGAUCUCUUUGAAUGAAACAGUGACUUUUAAACAUCACGUAAAUCUUUCAUGGGAUGUAUCUAUUGAAGACCUUUGCAUCCCUCUUUUGUUUGAGGCAAGUCUUCACUUUGUGCUAUUUCAAGAUGUCCAAGAUCCUCUAAAUGGCCCAACCGAUGAAGAAUAUAACAUUGUAAACUCUAAAGUGUACAGAGUAGGCAAUGUUAUGAAAGGAGCAUUUAAAUAUUGCCCUAUCCAGUUCACUGGCGAAUAUACUUCUCUCGUUGAAAGCUCAAUCCAUGUCGUUGUGAGUAAUGUAGAGACCAACCCAAGUAGAUUGAUUAGUAUAUUCGAAGAUUUGAAAGAUAAUUCAGAACCUCAAGAUUCAAAAGAUUCUGAAGCAGGAGAUCCCUGGUUCAUGAUGAACUUUGAUGAGGGAAAUCUCUAUGUAUCUGAUGCUGAAGAAUUGUUAGAAGAAAAGUUUUCAAAAUAAUGUUUUAAAAAGAAAACUUAUUGAAAGAAUGUUUCUCUCUGACGAAAGUAGAGAAUAUAACUCAAUUGAUUCUGAGGAAGAGAGAGAAGCCAAUAAGUUUCUAUGGGAUAUCUUAGCUUCACAGUUCAACAUCCUAAGAAAGAUCUAUAGAGAGUUUUACAAUCAGCUGGAUAAAGAUACGAAACUUUCGGAAUUAAAACUCAAAAUGAAAAAGAAAUCGUUGAGAGGAAAAGAUUCUGAUGAAGAAGGUCAAGAAAACUAUAUCAGCGAAGAUGAUCAAGAAGGGAAAGAGAAAGAAAGAGAAGAGAGCAAAAUGUUUAUUAAAGAAAUGCCAUCUCCAACACUUCUUCAAAGAUCUACAAGUGUUGAAUAUGAACUCAACUCCUGAGAGCCAGAAAGCUGUGAUUUUGGAGCUAGUAUAAAUGAGAACCCUUCCCAAACUAAAAAUGUGAAACAAAUGGGGUUUGGAGAAAUGGUUGAGAGCUUUAAUAAAGAAAUCCCUAUCCUUCAUCUAGAGACAGGAGCAAGCAAAAGGCCUGAAGAUGAUUGUGAAUUAGUAAUUGAAAUGCUAUUAAAAUCCAAAGAUGAUCUUAAAUAAGGAUUUAAACACCCUCUGGACUCAAUACAAAAACUUCAUUAGGCAUAAUAGUAAAGUUCAGGAUGAAAUUUACAAAAUUAUGAAGAAAAAGUGGAAUGUUUCGUACAAAUAAGCUUGUUAAUAAGAGAGUUUCUGUAAACAGAAAUGCCUAUCUUGAUAGUGAGCUUGAAGAUGAUUUCCUUGAAGCAGAAAAUGAAAAAGCAGAUGAAAUCAGGCAAAAAUAUUAUGAUCAUGAAAAGAAAGAAAAUCCGAGAGGGCUUAUUCAUAGGAAACAUCAUUACGACAAGACAUUCAUGCCUGUUCUUUUUGAAGAGAUUAUAGCAAAAGGAUCUCUUGAGAAAAAUAGUGAGGACGAUGAAACCCAAGAGGAGGAGGAAAAGACCCCCUCCAGAAGAAAAAGUAAUGCUAAAAAGGAGAAGAAAGGUAAUAAGCACUAUUUCUUUCUUAUGCACGGGUACGCAAGCAGUUCAGAUGACAUGGAGUUCUUUAAAGCUUGCAUCACUCAGAAAUUGAACAAUGCUGUAGUUCAUUGAUGUAGUAGAGGAGAAAAUGAAGAUGAUCAAGGGAUUCUUGGGUUAGGAGAAAUCAUUGCAGAAGAAAUUAGAAUUGAAAUUGGAAAAGGAAUUUUCUGUGGGAAUUUAGGGAGAAUAACUUUUAUUGGACAUUCACAAGGAGGAUUGGUAUUAAGAGCAGCGCUUCCGUACCUAGAGGCAUUUAGAUCAUACUUUCAUGGGUUUAUCUCGUUAGCAACGCCACAUACUGGUUAUAUUCAUUCUCAAAGCAGAUUGUUAUCAGUUGGAAUCUGGGCUCUAUCAAAGGUUGGGUCUUCUCCUUCAAUACCAGAAAUAAGGCUUUCAGAUAGCACAAAUAUUCAAGAAUGAGCUUUGUAUAAAUUAUCAAAAUAUGAAGGCUUGAAUUGGUGUAAAUAUGUAAUUCUUUGUGGAUCAUACCAAGAUUGAUAUGCACCCUUAGAAAGCGCUUUAGCCCAAACUUCUUCCAGAUCUCCAAUAUAUCAAGAGAUGUGAGAAAAUAUGUAUCAAUAUUUAAAUGAAACCAAAGUCUACCGUACAAGUGUUCAUUUCAGAUUAGGACUCUCAAUAGACUCAUUCAUCGGAAGGAAAGCUCACAUCCAGUUCCUUGAGAACUUCUGCUUAAUGAAAACACUGAUUGCAAGGUACGAUCGAGUUUUCAAAGAUUAGUCCCAAAACUCCGCCUGUUUUCAUAUUUAUACAAAAUCCAUACUG